Hibiscus syriacus is the source of this 2384-nucleotide messenger RNA. Its product is annotated as mitogen-activated protein kinase 19-like. The transcript has 10 exons. The record is from RefSeq and is a predicted model, not a curated record. Gene Ontology annotation, biological process: intracellular signal transduction; protein phosphorylation. Gene Ontology annotation, molecular function: MAP kinase activity; ATP binding. Gene Ontology annotation, cellular component: cytoplasm; nucleus. NCBI's taxonomy places the organism in Eukaryota, Viridiplantae, Streptophyta, Magnoliopsida, Malvales, Malvaceae. Bases 410 to 2203 code for a protein of 597 amino acids.
UUUUCAUUCACCACCGAUCUUUUCAUUGCUCCUCUUCCUCUAUCAUUUCUGUAUUUUCUUGAGAUCCAAAAGAAACCCAUUUGAGCUCUCUCCUUUUGCUUCCAUCUCCCCCAGAUCUUGCAGAUUCUCAUUAGACACAGAAUUCAGGAACUUCUCAAACCUUUUGAUAUAAAAGAAGGAAAAAGAAGAAAAAGAACCAGUUUGUUUUGCGUGGUUUUGGUGAUUAAAAGUAGGUCUAGGUGUGGGGUUGUUGAAUGCGGUUGAAUUUCUCUUCCUAGUCUGCUUUUUUGUUUGGUUACCGAGAAAAUUUCCUGUUUCUGGGUCUUUUGGCUUUUUAAGUGAAAGGAGAGCUAGAGGGAAGAAAGAAGAGAUCUUUUUGGGUGUUUUCUUAAAUUGGGUUGAAGGAAAGAUGCAACAAAAUCAGUUGAAGAAGGAGCUGAAAGAGCUGGACUUUUUUACUGAAUACGGGGACGCUAACAGGUACAAAAUUCUUGAAGUCAUUGGUAAGGGAAGCUAUGGAGUAGUUUGUGCAGCGCUCGACACACAUACCGGGGAGAAAGUGGCGAUAAAGAAAAUACAGGAUGUAUUCGAGCACAUGUCCGAUGCAAUUAGGAUUUUGCGUGAAGUAAAGCUUCUUAGACUUCUUAGACAUCCGGACGUAGUUGAAAUCAAACGUAUAAUGUUGCCACCAUCAAAGAGGGAGUUCAAGGACUUGUUUGUAGUUUUUGAGCUCAUGGAGUCGGAUCUUCACCAAGUCAUCAAAGCAAAUGAUGACCUAACGCAAGAACAUCACCAGUUUUUCCUUUACCAAAUGCUCCGUGCAAUGAAAUAUAUGCAUACGGCCAAUGUGUACCAUCGUGACCUUAAACCGAAGAAUAUACUGGCUAAUGCAAAUUGCAAGCUUAAAGUUUGUGACUUUGGGCUAGCUAGAGUUGCUUUUAGUGACACCCCAGUGACAGUCUUCUGGACGGAUUAUGUUGCUACACGAUGGUAUAGGGCUCCAGAGCUUUGUGGAUCUUUCUUUUCCAAGCUUGUUUAUCUGCAGUACACACCAGCCAUUGAUAUUUGGGGCAUUGGCUGUAUCUUCGCCGAGGUAUUGAUCGGGAAGCCCCUAUUUCCUGGAAAAACUGUCGUUCAUCAGUUGGAAUUGAUAACUGAUCUUGUAGGGACACCUUCAUCAGAAACAAUUGCCGGGGUUCGAAAUGACAAAGCGAGAAAAUACUUGUCUGAAAUGCGGAAAAAACGUCCUGUGCUGUUUUCACAAAAAUUUCCAAAUGCAGAUCCGUUAGCAGUACGGUUAUUGCAGAAGCUAUUAGCAUUCGAUCCCAAGGACAGGCCAACUGCUGAGGAGGCUUUAGCCGAUCCUUACUUCAAAGGGUUGGCUAAAAUCGAGAGGGAACCUUCUUGUCAACCAAUCUCGAAAAUAGAGUUCGAGUUUGAGAGGCGACGGGUGACAAAGGAUGACGUUAGGGAAUUAAUUUACAGGGAGGCACUAGAAUAUCACCCUCAGCUGCUCAAGGACUAUCUAAAUGGACAUGAAGGAGCCAAUUUUCUUUAUCCUAGCCCCGUUGGUCAAUUCAAAAAGCAGUUCGCAUAUCUUGAGGAAAACGGUGGUAAAAGUGCACCGGUCUUCCCUCCGGAGAGGAAGCAUGUGUCCCUCCCAAGGUCUACGGUUCACUCGGAUUCUACCCCUCCAAAUACACAGUCAACUUCGGUUUUGUGUGAGAAUCGGAAAGAUAUAGAAGUUGAUUCCAAAAAAGUAGCGAAUGCGAUUACUGGUCCGAGGCCAACACGCCCUCCUCCCAGGGUGCCAUCGGCGAAGCCUGGGAGAGUUGUCGGAUCGGUCGUACCGUGCGAUGAUGGGAAAAACGUUAAAGACGGUAACGAUGCUAAGAACUUCUACAGAAACACAGUCCUUCCUCCACAGAAUUUCUCCCCACAUUGUUUCCACAUAAAUCAAGAGAAACCAGGAAUAUGUACCGACAAGAAACCGCAAGCCAAACCGCUACCGCAGUUUAGCACGGCGGGAAAACCUGCGACGGGAACAGCUUUCGAUAAGAACAGCAACCCCUAUCACCGAUCUCAGGCCAAGACUGAGCAAAGACUACCCAUCGAUGCGAAACUCCUGCAGGCACAAACCCAGUUCGGUGCAGCCGUCGCCAUAGCGGCCCACCGAAAUGUAGGGACGGUUCAAUUCGGAUAAACACGAAACGGGUCUAUAUCGCCCGAUCGGUCUAGUUAGCCGAGUGUUCAUUUGUGAAGGGGAGGGUCUCUGGUGUUUGCUAGAUAGUUUCCCGUUUAUCUAAUUUAUGUCCUGUAAUUAGCAUGUGUUGUAUCAUUGAAUUUCUAUCAGUGGAAUAAAGUUGUUUCCUUUUUCGUAGGAA